Molecule: messenger RNA, 2196 nt
Organism: Trichoderma citrinoviride
Lineage: Eukaryota; Fungi; Ascomycota; Sordariomycetes; Hypocreales; Hypocreaceae
Product: N-terminal binuclear Zn cluster-containing protein
Exons: 8
Coding region: 1-2196 (731 amino acids)
Biological process (GO): regulation of DNA-templated transcription; DNA-templated transcription
Molecular function (GO): zinc ion binding; DNA-binding transcription factor activity, RNA polymerase II-specific; DNA binding
Source: RefSeq, a predicted model, not a curated record
AUGGAUAACCAGCAGCCGUCUCCCAAGUCGACUCGCCACAUAGACCGGGAGAGGAAGCGAGCUGCUCGAGCCUGCGAUGGCUGUCGCCGCCAGAAGGAAAGGUGUGAUGGGGGCGUGCCCUGUCGGCGGUGCUUCCGGCUGGGCCGCCAAUGCGACUUCACCAGCAGAGCUUCAGUCGACACGGAAUCUCAGGCUGGCUCUGGUUCACGGCCUGGAGCAAACAUCUCAGCUGAGCAGGCAAAGCGGCUCGAGUAUCUCGAGAGAAUCGUCCAAGGCUAUGUCGGCAGCAAGGAUGCUUUGGACCUCGAGACUCUCAAAGGUCUGGCCCAGGGUGUAGAGAAGCGGCGGAACUCGCCUCGACCGGCAGACAUCUCAUCCCAAAGCUCGGAAUUUGACGGCGUGGAUGAGAAGUUUGACAUCCAGCCCCUUCACGGCAAUGUCACUCAUUACUCUGGAGAGUUUUCGCACUGGAACUUUUCCAUGCGCAUCAAGAAGUGGAUAGACCAGAGUGUCCCAAACGACUCUUCCAAUUAUCCGUCCAAAUCCGCAACGACGUUCAAGGAAUACUACCGGGCCGAGGAGCUGCAAUCGCACUCAGAUGCAAUGGGCUUAUUGUCGCUUCUGCCACCGAGACCCAUUGCCGACUUUCUCGUUUAUUCCUUCUUCAAACACGCGCAGACCAACUAUUUUUUUGUUGAACAGAAUUGGCUGAGAGCCAAGCUUGACCUUGCUUAUGAAAAUGCCGCCGCCUUCACUCGGCGAGAUGUGGGCGUGUCUCUGGUAGAUGGUGUUGAGAAUCCCACAGAAAAGGGGUCCGAUGCAUUCACGGAAGACGCAGUUGGCGUGCUAUUCUAUCAACAAGCAGCCCGGCUGCUCUCAGACGUCAUCACGGUCUCAUCGCUCGAGUGUGUCCAGGCUUGUUUGUUGCUCGGUAUAUACACGCUUCCCGUCGAUGCGUCCGGAUUGGCCUACAUCUAUCUCAAUUUGGCCCUCAAGCUCGCGAUUCAGAACGGCAUGCAUAGAAAGUACACCGUCGAGAAUCGAGAUGCAGAUGUCGUUGAAACGAGGAACCGAGUUUGGUGGACCGUGUACACCAUCGAAAAGCGUGUUGGAAUCUUCCAUGGCAGACCGACGUCCAUAUCCGGUACUGACGUGGAUGCUGAUUUUCCCGUCCACCAUCCCGACUUGUGGUCCUCCACCUCACAAACCGAUACCGCGCAUAUUCUGGCAACGUUUGAGCUCAACCAACAGCUGAGUAAAUUGUCUCGUGAAAUAACGAUCCUGAGGUCUCUGCCCAAGCAUGAGGUGCCCGAAGGACUGAAGCGGCUCGCGCAGUUGCACCGUGAGCUCAAGUCCUGGUGGGAUGCUCUCCCGGUGGACAUAUUCUGCAAGGAGUUCACAUCUCAGUCCAAGAUUUCUCGCAAGCAUAUGCAUCUGCAGUUGGAAUACUGUCUUGUCCGCAUGUUCGUCGGCCGCGUCUUCAUCUUCCCCGAGGCAGGCUUGAGGGACGGCAGCAGCCCGGCCACGUCUGCGAAUGCUCCAUCGAGUGCAUCGCUGAGCAAGAAAGGCACACGCGCAACCUUGGUGGCGGAUUGCGUCGAGGCUGCUCUGUCCGUCAUAGACACGUGUCGCUGUCUGCGAAACACAAUUGGUCUGGCUCGCGCCUCUUACACUGAGUUCAGCUCUUGUCGGGCAGCUCUCAUGGUGGUUACGACGCAAUGCCUCUCCCAGAAGACGUACAUGUUCAGGCAGGCUCUGCGGGAUGGGCUGUCAAUGCUAAAGGAAAUGUCAACUGGCAGUCUAUCGGCGCACUCCGAAAUGUCGCUGAUUGAGGCUUUUGAGCAAGCGAUUGCCAACAUGAACGCACAGGAGCAGACAGCCAGCUCCAUGGUGAGCGAGUCGGAGUACGCAAAGUUUAAGAAAUGGGAGCAGCUGUGGAAGAACGACGCGCCCACGGCCAUGUCAGAGUCCGUCGAUGGAAGCGUUCAAGGCAAAGCAGUGUCAACAGCUCCCCCAGAGCCGGAACCGCCUCGGCCAAUGGCACAGGUUCCAAAGGAAGAGGGUAUGAUGAUGCCCCCAAGCACGCCAUUCUUUGGCGUAGACGGCCACUUUGCUUCAUUUCCGCAGAGUCUGGACGACUUUACAGCUUUCUUUGGCAACGAAUUUGGAACAAACAUCGAUUCCGGACAUGGCUGA